Molecule: messenger RNA, 3814 nt
Organism: Trifolium pratense (red clover)
Lineage: Eukaryota; Viridiplantae; Streptophyta; Magnoliopsida; Fabales; Fabaceae
Exons: 24
Coding region: 390-3560 (1056 amino acids)
Biological process (GO): regulation of exocytosis
Cellular component (GO): plasma membrane; cytoplasm
Molecular function (GO): GTPase activator activity; myosin II binding; syntaxin binding
Source: RefSeq, a predicted model, not a curated record
AUGCAGUGAUUUUGAUAUGGGGAGAGAUGUGAUACUUGAAGAUAAGUUGGUAAUAAUUAAUUAUUACAUUAUAAAGAAAGCCAUAAUUAUUAUUUAAGCUUAUUUGUGACUUUUCCUCUUACAAUAACGAUCUCAAUCAUAAAACUAAUGGAAAAUGCUUAUUUGUGAGUUUCUACCCUGUUGUUGUUGUUGUGUUGUGCACUCCGUAUAUAUAAGAAAGCAGUUAUUAGUAUUACUAUAGAGUAGUUAAGUUACUCUAUUGUCUCUUUGUGACACCCAAAAAACCAUCACAAUACAAAAGAAACUGAAUUCAACUGCAACCUUCUUCGGUAAACAAACUUUUCAGUUAGCAUAAUCACAUUCAAUUUCAAUUUCAAUUUCAUCUCAAAAUGUUUGUGAAGAAACUCGUUGAGAAAGCUAAUUCCAUCAAAAAGCCUGGUGGAAAUUCACCAGAAGGGUUAAAAGCUAGUGAUGUGGAUCCACGAGUGGUAUUUCAUCAAGGGAUACCAUCAGGUGCUGCCAAGUUUGCCUAUGAUCCCAUUCAGAAGAUACUUGCUCUUUCUACAAAGGAUGGCCAGAUUAAACUAUACGGAAAAGACAAUGCUCAAGCUGUGCUUGAUUCUAGUGAGAAUCUACCUAGCAAGUUUUUACAGUUCAUCCAGAACCAAGGCAUUCUUUUAAAUGUCACUUCCAAUAAUCAUAUCGAGGUUUGGGACAUAGAGAAGAAACUGUUGUCUGAUGUGUAUGUUGCUAAAGCAGAAACCACUAGUUUUGCAGUCAUUCAACAUAGCCUCUAUAUGUAUAUUGGACAUUUUAAUGGUAAUAUAUCGGUUUUGAAGCUUGAACAAGAUCCAUUGCAUAUAGUUAAAACGAAAUACACCAUACCGUUUUCUGCUUCCUAUGGGAAUUCUGAAGUGCCUGAUGAUACUACUGUGAUGCAUAUACUGCCUCAACCAGCAGCUGAAAGUAAGAGGGUUCUUGUAAUCUUUCGAAAUGGCCAAAUAAUAUUAUGGGAUAUUCAAGAAAGCAGAACUAUUUUCAGAACUGGUGGAAACAUUUUGCAACCAUUGCAUAAUAAUGAAACAAAGAAAGUGAGUUCUGCGUGUUGGUCGUGUCCUUUUGGAAGUAAAAUAGUGGUUGGAUACAACAAUGGAGAAAUCUUCAUUUGGAGCAUCCCUUCUCUAAAUAUAGGAAAUGGUUCUUCUGCAUCUGAGUAUUAUAGUAGUCAAAGCACUCCUUUGCUCAAACUUAACUUAGGAUACAAGUCAGAAAAAAUUUCUAUAGCAUCAAUUAAAUGGCUUUAUGCUGGAGGAAAGGCUAGUCGAUUAUAUGUAAUGGGAGCUUCUGAUCAUGCCAGUUCAAACUUGUUACAGGUAGUGUUGUUGAAUGAGCAUACAGAAUCUCGUACGAUUAAGCUGGGACUUCUUUUGUCCGAAUGUUGUGUCGACAUGGAGAUUAUAUCAACUUCAACUGAGCAAGGCAAACAGCAUAAACAAGAUUCUUUCCUUUUGCUAGGGAAGUCAGGCCAUGUGUAUCUAUAUGAUGAUACUUUCAUUGAAAGGUAUCUGCUACAAAGCCAAUCUAAGUCUACACCUUCACUUCCUAAGGACGUGAUUGCGAAGUUACCACUAGCAGAUUCAAGCAUCACAACAUCAAAGUUCAUUUCCAACAAUUCCAAUGUGUUUUAUUCUGAAGAUGAGUACUACAGGCAGCUGGUGAAAAAUCAUCCACUUUUUGUUCCUGUUGAAACAAAUCAAAAAGAUGGAAUUAGUCCAAGUUCUGCAAAAUUUUCUGGAUUUUCAAAAGUUCAAAACUUGUAUAUAACUGGACACAGUAAUGGAGCUGUAAACUUCUGGGAUGCUUCAUGCCCUCUUUUCACCCCAAUUUUGCAAUUAAAACAACAGAGUGAAAAUGACUUUUCGCUAAGUGGUAUACCCUUGACAACAUUGUACUUUGAUAUCAACUCUCCUCUUCUUGUUACCGGUGACCAAAAUGGAACGGUUCGCAUUUUUAGAUUCAAACCUGAACCAUAUGCCACCAACAUCUUUAGUGGUUCAAAGAAAGGGAUUGAUCAUAUUAUCCAAAGUGUGAAAAUUGUAAAGAUUAACGGUUCCAUAACUACUGUGAACAUUGAUCAUAGCUCGACGCGUCUUGCAGUUGGUUCUGAUCAAGGACAUGUUUCGGUUUUCAACAUGGAUGGCCCAACUUUGUCAUAUCAGAAACAUAUUGCAAGUGAAAUUGCUUCUGGUAUCACAUCUCUGCAGUUCGUAACAUGCAGUUUGCAUGGUUUUGAUAAAAACAUUUUAGCCGUCGGAACAAAAGAUUCUUCUGUUCUAGCACUUGAUAACGAAACUGGUAACAUGAUGAGCACUGGAACCGUUCAACCUAAGAAACCCUCGAAAGCUCUGUUUGUGCAGGUGUUUGAUGGACAAGUUGAACAAUUAACGGGAUCGGUUACGAAAGAUGGAUUCGACUUGAGGGAAGGGAAUAAUAUUGAGAAUGCGACAACAAAGCAAUUGUACAUUCUGCUUUGUUCAGAGAAAGCUUUAUAUGUCUAUUCAUUAGUGCAUGCAAUUCAGGGAGUUAAAAAGGUGCUUCACAAGAAGAAGUUUCAUUCCUCUUCCUGUUGUUGGGCAUCAACAUUUUACAGUCCCUCUGGUGUUGGGCUUGUACUCCUUUUCACCGACGGAAAAGUAGAAUUAAGGUCUUUUCCAGAGUUAUCCCUGAUUGUGGAGACUUCAAUUAGAGGUUUCAAUUAUUCACCUUCAAAAUCAAAGUCAUUUUCUGAUUGGCAAAUAUGUUCUUCAUCCAAAGGAGAUAUUGUUUUGGUAAAUGGAGACCAAGAAAUUUUUGCUGUCUCAGUGUUGGUCCAAAGGAGUAUUUUCAGGAUUUUGGAUUCUGUUAGCUGCAUCUACACGAAAGAAAUGAUGCUGUCACAAGAAGAGCUUAUCCCUGCAACAGUCAUUCAUAAGGAAAAGAAAAAGGGUAUAUUCAGCUCUUUCUCUGUCGGUAAAGAAAAGCAUGCCCCCCUCAUGGAAACAGAAGAUUCUAGAGAAAGUAUCCGAGAACUCUCUGUGAUCUUUUCAAAAGAAAAUUUUCCUUGUGAUGCUGAUGAUAAUGAUAACCUGACUAUUGAUGAAGACGAGGUCGAGUUAAACAUAGAUGACAUUGACCUCGAUGAUCAUGUAGAAAAACGUAAAGAUCAUGGUAUAUUGGGACUUGGAGCUCUUAAUAAGAAGAAAUUGACCGGAAAGUUUAAUGCUCUAAAAGGAAGAUUGAAAGAAAUGAAGGGCAACAUCCAGAAAACAUCAGUUAAGGAAGAGCAACAAGAAGAGCAACCUGCUACAGUCGAUCAAAUUAAGAAGCGAUACGGGUUUUCUUCAUCUUCCAAUGAAACAAGUGUUGCUAAAAUGGCAGAAAGCAAGCUACAAGAGAACUUGAAAAAAUUACAGGGUAUUAACUUAAGAACUACAGAAAUGCAAGAUACAGCAAAAUCAUUUUCAUCGAUGGCAAACCAAGUACUGCGAACUGCUGAACAGCAACAAGACAAAAGAAGUUGAUAAAAACUUUAAUUCAUUUUGUUUUGUUUUGUUUUACACUUUUACUAUAGUUUAUUUUAUUUUCCAACAUGUGCAAUUUUUUGUUGUUUAUAUUAUGUAUUUAAAAGGUGGUUCUUUUGGUUUUAUAAAUUUAUUUGUUCAUGAAGCUUUUUUACAUGUAUAUGAAUAUAUCAACACUGAAAUGUUUCAUAUAGUUUUUGUUUCGGAUUGUUAUAUUAAGUGCCCGCAUGCCGUGUUAAGCAUUUGUCGAGUAA